Polyodon spathula (Mississippi paddlefish) is the source of this 1740-nucleotide messenger RNA. RefSeq names its product baculoviral IAP repeat containing 7 (gene birc7). Gene Ontology annotation, molecular function: cysteine-type endopeptidase inhibitor activity involved in apoptotic process; ubiquitin protein ligase activity. NCBI's taxonomy places the organism in Eukaryota, Metazoa, Chordata, Actinopteri, Acipenseriformes, Polyodontidae. Gene Ontology annotation, cellular component: nucleus; cytoplasm. Bases 474 to 1727 code for a protein of 417 amino acids. The transcript has 8 exons. The record is from RefSeq and is a predicted model, not a curated record. Gene Ontology annotation, biological process: positive regulation of protein ubiquitination; negative regulation of apoptotic process; regulation of cell cycle.
ACCAAAUUCAGUUGCAGCAAAGUGUACGAGCUGGGAAAAAACAAAACAAAACAAAAAAAACUAACACGCACUUGAAAUGUAACAACAACGUAACACACUGUCUGGUUAAAAAUCGGAAUCUGUAUGAUUACUUCAGAGAUACGCCUUGUUCUAAUUCGUCUGAACUCAUUUUCAGAGAAGGAAACCGAGAUCUUUGGACUUUCCUGCCAUUUGAAUGAAUAACUAGCGUUUAUGACUGAUGCCCCACCUCAUUUCACUGGCGCUGUAGCAGUUGGUAAGUGAAGUUCGUGGAUGACAACAACAACAAAAAAAGUGCCUAAGUCAAACACUAGGGCCAUCGUUCCCAAUGGUGUGAGAUUUCUGGAACACUAAACAACGCCGCUGCUGCUGGUACUUGUGGUGACCCGGAUAUAGGCUAUGAGCCUGUGCCACACACAGAAGAGCUGCAGAAUCCACAAUGGAAAACUGGUGGUAUGUCUGCUGGCAUAACCUCGUCGAGUGACGCUUCUGCAACCCCGAAUAUGCUGGACAACACGAGUUUAUACGGGUGCAUAUUGGUGGAGCCCAGCAUGAGAAGAGAGCAGGAAAGAUUGAGGACUUUCCACGCCUGGCCCAGCGAUGCUCCUGUCUCCUCUGCUGAGCUGGCUAAGGCUGGGUUUUUCUUCCUGGGGCCUGGGGAUAAGGUGCAGUGCUUUUGCUGUGGUGGGAUUCUUAGGGAGUGGGUCGGAGGAGACAGUCCUUGGAAUGAGCACGUGAGACACUUCCCGACCUGCAGCUUUAUUCUCGGCAGAAACGUGGGGAAUAUUCCGCAUGUUAUAACCCAGGGCGCUUCAGAUUCUGUGGAUGGACAGUUCCUUAGCCAGCUGCAGAGAAUGGCCGUGGAAGAGGUCUCCGGAGGACAGCCCGUGUACCCAGAAAUGGAAACCGAGCAAUCUCGCGUGACAACGUUCCACACCUGGCCGCCCCACGCAACAGUACAACCAGAGAUUCUAGCGAGGGCAGGGUUCUUUUACACUGGUCAGAGUGACAAUGUGAAAUGCUUCUAUUGCGAUGGGGGGCUCCGGAACUGGGAACCAGGAGACGAUCCUUGGCAAGAGCAUGCAAAAUGGUUUCCACGCUGUGAAUUUCUUCUGCAAGCAAGAGGAAGAGAUUAUGUCAGCAAUAUCCAGGAGUCUUACUUUAAUACCAGAGGAUCGGGGAGUGGCUCUCUCUUAUCUGGGGCUGGAGAUAUCACUUCAGGACAAGAUGUGGUUGGUAAUCAGGACUUGUCCCCCCUGCUGCAGUCUCCAGUGAUUCAGACUGUGUUACAGAUGGGGUUUGAUCACAGUCUGGUGGAGAGUUUAGUUCAGACCAAGUACCUGCUCACUGGCACUCGGUAUACCUCAGUGUCUGACCUAGUGUCUGAUAUACUGCAAGCUGAAGAAGAGGACAGGCACAGAUCUGACCAGGCAAGAGAGACAACCGAGAGCCAGAGACAAAGUACAAGUGCAGGAGAAGCGAGGGAAACCCAGCAUCCUGAAGAGAAAGUGGGGGACCGGAGCCCGGAGGAGCAGUUACGGCAGCUGCAGGAGGAGCGUACCUGUAAGGUGUGCAUGGACAAGGUGGUGUCCAUUGUGUUCGUACCCUGCGGGCACCUGGUGGUGUGCACCGACUGCGCUGCCAGCCUGAGUAACUGCCCCAUCUGCCGUGCCAUCAUCAGGGGUAGCGUGCGGGCGUUUAUGUCCUAACCCGAGGGCACUG